Microthlaspi erraticum is the source of this 1578-nucleotide messenger RNA. Lineage: Eukaryota; Viridiplantae; Streptophyta; Magnoliopsida; Brassicales; Brassicaceae. The record is from the annotation of a GenBank genome assembly.
AUGUAUGUAUUAUUGGAGCUCGAGCUGUGGUCGUUUGGUUACAAUAUGGACAAGGCAUGGGUUUGGCUUCCAAGGGCUAGCCUUGAGUAUGUCCAAGGAGCAACCGAUUUUGUUAGUCUAUCAACAAGAAGAUUGGGUAAUCCAGCCGAGAUGUUUUGUCCUUGCGAUCAAUGUCGCAAUGUUUGCUAUCAGCUGAGAGACACAAUAGUGGAGCAUCUAGUGAUUAAUGGUAUGGAUCAUAAAUAUAAGAGGAGCUCUUGUUGGACCAAGCAUGGAGAUAUAAGGAAUGAUAGCUCAGAAAAUGUUCCCAUAUCAGAAACAGAGGCUUAUGAGCUGCUUAGGACUGCUUUUUUCUGUGGUGAAGGGAAUCCACAGUCAGCGAAUGAUAGUGGAGGUGAAUGCAAAGGCAGUGACACCAUAGAGGAAACUGCGUUUAGAAAGAAACUGAAGGAUGCAGAGACGCCUUUGUAUCUAGAGUGCCGGAACUACACCAAAAUUUCUGCAAUAAUGGCCCUAUAUCGCAUAAAAGUGAAGAGUGGAAUGUCUGAGAACUACUUUGACCAGCUGAUGACAAUAGUUCAUGACAUGCUUCCUGAAGAUAAUGUGCUUCCUAAUUCAACGGAGGAGAUAAAGAAGUUCCUGAAGAUAUUUGGGUUUGGGUAUGAUAUCAUUCAUACAUGUAAGAAUGACUGCAUUCUGUAUCGGAAGCAGUACGAGAGCAUGGAAAGUCGCCCACGAUGUUGUACUUCUCGGUGGGAGAUGGACAAACACAGUGGCGAGGAGAAGAAAGGGAUUCCAGCAAAGGUCCUCAGGUAUUUUCCCAUUAAGGACAGAUUCAGAAGGAUGUUUAGAUCGAAAAAGAUGUCCGAGGAUCUGCGCUGGCACUCCAGCAAUGCUAGUGAAGAUGGUACAAUGAGACAUCCGGUUGACUCUUUAACUUGGGCCCAGGUGAAUGAUUCAUGGCCAGAGUUUGCUGGUGAACCUAGAAACUUGAGACUCGGUCUUUCUACAGAUGGGAUGAACCCUUUCUCCACUCAGAAUACCAAGUACAGUACAUGGCCAGUGUUGCUAGUUAGCUACAACAUGUCUCCGACUAAGUGUAUGAAGGAUGAGAAUAUUAUGUUAACUAUGUUGAUUCCAGGACCUACUGCACCGAGUAACAAUAUUGACGUCUAUCUAGCACCACUGAUAGAUGAUUUAAAGCAUUUUGACUAUCCUGGAUUAGGGACAUUGGCUGGAUGUAAAGUGAAGGGCAAACAAGCGUGUAAUGUUUGUGGGAAGGAUACUCCUUCUAGAUGGUUACAGUUUAGCCGGAAGUACGUGUAUAUGGGCUACAGAAAGCGACUCAGACCAGGUCAUCCUUACAGGCGCAGGAAAGCAUGGUUUGACAACACAAUUGAAGAAGAUACUUCAAAUAGAAUACAAACCGGAGCAGAAAUAUUUGACAUUCUUAGUGAGUUUAGGAAUGAUUUUGGAAGACCUUUUGAUAAGGAAAUGAAAAGAAAGAGGUCAGAAUUGUGUGAAGAAGAACUUGCUUCUGAGGAAGAAUAUGAGGAAGACAGUGACCAAUGGAGAUAA